CAUGGAUUUUCUGGUGCGCAUGCGCGUGCGUAAAAUCUAGUUGGAAAUGAGGUAUCAGUCUUGGAGUAGGCGACUUUUAAAAAGCAUCGGCAGCUCGUGAUAUGACGACUUCGCUGGUCCUGCAUCCACGCUGGGCGGACACCUUGAUGUACCUGUAUGAAAAAAGCCCGAAUGAAAAUAAUCAGAAUAAAAGCCAAAUUAUGGAGGGAUUAAGCGGGAAUUGUCCUGCGACUCACUGCAGGGAUCUGAUCUCACACCCUGCGUUGGGAAGGCAUUCCGGCACCAUAGCGACUCACCAGGGAUCCGUGUACUCGGAUAUAUCUUCCGCUGACACAGGGCGACAGUGCCCCGCUCCACAAACGUCAUCCAGCGCCUCUCUGAGUUACGGCUACCCAUUUGGAAACCCUUACUACGGCUGCAGAUUAUCUCACUCGCACAACGUGAACUUACAGCAGAAACCUUGCUCGUACCACCCUGCAGAGAAAUAUGCCGAGCCGAGCACCACUUUGCCCACAGAGGAGCUCUCCAGCAGGGCAAAGGAGUUUGCUUUCUACCCGAGCUUUGCCAGUUCGUACCAGGCAGUUCCAGGAUAUCUUGACAUGUCGGUGGUUCCCAGUAUUAGCGCACAUCCAGAGCCACGUCACGAUGCGUUGAUCCCAAUGGAGGGGUAUCAACACUGGGCUCUGUCGAAUGGCUGGGAUGGGCAGGUGUACUGUUCAAAGGAACAAACACAGUCUUCUCAUCUUUGGAAAUCUCCAUUCCCAGAUGUUGUUCCAUUGCAGCCCGAAGUCAGCAGUUAUCGCCGAGGGCGCAAAAAACGUGUUCCUUACACCAAGCUCCAACUGAAGGAACUGGAAAAGGAGUAUGCAGCAAGCAAAUUUAUCACCAAAGAUAAGAGACGGCGCAUCUCUGCUACAACCAACCUUUCAGAACGCCAGGUUACUAUUUGGUUCCAGAACCGCAGAGUGAAGGAGAAGAAGUUUGUCAGUAAAUCCAAGACAAAUAGUCAUAUGCACACUUGAUGUAUGUGUCGUUCUUUUCUCGACAGCUUAUAUCCUUCCGUCCACCAAGUCUAAUAUUUACAUCUGUAAAAAAAGAACAUGAAUGAAGAACAUCCGUUCAGCCUUCCACCUAACCUGUCUUCUUACCCUUUAUUUAAUUUUAAAUAUGCACACAUUGCCAUUACCGCUCUUCGGCCUUUGGGACAUAAAAAACUGUGAAAACACAGAAACAGCGUUUCAACUUCGUCAUUUUUUUAUGAAUGUACAUAUAUAAAUAUUAAGUAUUUAAAAUGAGAUAUCAAAGAGACAAAUGGUUUACGUGCAUCUGAAAAUACAAAAAAGCACGACCCUUCUGCGUCUCUUCACUUAUGCGUCAAAGCCAACAAACCAGAAGAACACGCAAGAGGAGAGAAAAAAAUAUAUAUACCGGACACUUUGAAAGAAUCUGGACUUGUAUAUACUCGGAAGGCUAUGGCAAAUGUUGAACUGAGACACGAACAAUAAUCAUCAUUUGCAUUGGCUGGAGAUGACGAUGAUUUGAGCCUCCGAGAUUUCAAAAGCUAAUUGGUUCACUGUGAGAUAUGCCGGGAAAAGCCAGGCUGCUAAUGUUAAAUGUACAGUUUAAUGGUUCUGUUAUUUAAUUUAGAUUUCGCACAUGCCAGGUCUGUAAAAAGGAAUGUUUCAAGAUCAUCUGUAUUGUGUGUGUCUAUUGGCAGUGAAGGAUAUGACUCUACAUGCAACUGGAAUGAUUGUAAGCAUUUAAAAAUCAUUUAGCAUUACACGUUAAUGCACAAUCUUUUUGUUUUAUAUAUAUAUAAAUAAAUAUAUAUAUCGUAAAGCAUUGAAGCUGUUCACACAAGUUGUCUGUAUCUCUUUUUGUGCAGUAUGUGAACUGUAUUGUGGUGUUCAAUACCUUAAAGUACUGAAUUGGAACAUUUCAUAAAUAAAAACGACAUUGAAACAUGAGUACAUU
Molecule: messenger RNA, 1974 nt
Organism: Misgurnus anguillicaudatus (oriental weatherfish)
Lineage: Eukaryota; Metazoa; Chordata; Actinopteri; Cypriniformes; Cobitidae
Gene: hoxc13a
Product: homeobox C13a
Biological process (GO): regulation of DNA-templated transcription
Molecular function (GO): DNA-binding transcription factor activity, RNA polymerase II-specific; DNA binding
Source: RefSeq, a predicted model, not a curated record